UGAGAAGGAGCGACGAAGAAAAGAUAAGCCAAGGAUCAGUCAAAGUGGAAUCGCUUUUGCGGUUUUGACUUAAACAAUAUUUUUCUCUCUUUCAUUUUCUUCUCUUCUAUUCGCUGCGAUGCAAUGCAAUGCAACACAACACAAUAACGCUUUCAGAGUCUAAGACUUCCCGCGUUGAAAACUUUUCCUUUUUCGUUCAUUGGUCACAGCCUCUGAACACCCGUUACACUCUCUCUCCGCGUUAAAAUUCAGUGUGGAACUUUCCCAGUUAUUGCAAUUUAUUAUACAUACAUCACAAUAUACUACCAUCUUUCCUUUUGCUUCUCUUAGAUUUAGCAAAAGGGUACUCUCCUACCUCUUGUUUGCCUUACUGGUCAUAACAAAAUUGAAGCUUUGAGCUCAGCUUUGAGCUUUCAUGGCUGAGGCCAAACAGUACUUCCCCCCCUCUCAAUUGGAUAUCAAGCAAAUUAUCGUGGAAGCACAGCAUCGAUGGCUGCGUCCGGCUGAAAUCUGUGCAAUUCUCAGCAACUAUAAGAAGUUUCGAAUUGCUCCAGAACCUGCUACUAUGCCACCAAGUGGUUCACUUUUCUUAUUUGAUCGGAAGGUGCUGAGAUACUUCAGAAAAGAUGGCCACAACUGGAGGAAGAAAAAAGAUGGAAAAACAGUAAGAGAAGCACAUGAGAGACUAAAGGCUGGAAGUGUGGAUGUGCUGCAUUGCUACUAUGCUCAUGGAGAAGAAGAUGAGAGUUUUCAGAGACGCACAUAUUGGCUGCUUGAAGAGGAACUCUCUAACAUUGUUCUAGUUCAUUAUCGACAAGUGAAGGGAGGAACCAAGGCAAAUUAUACGUGUGCUAAAGAAAAUGAAGAAUCUCUUCCUUGUGCUCAGCAAACUGACAAAAUUAUGCUCAAAGCAGAGAUGGACACUUCUUUUUCGUCCGUUCUUCAUCCAAACAGUUACCAGGUUCCUUCACAAACUAUGGAUUCAAGCAUGAACAGUGCCCAAGUAUCAGAAUAUGAGGAAGCUGAAUCUGCAUUCAAUGGCCAUGCAAGUUCUGAGUUUUAUUCUUUCCUUGAGUUACAACGCCCUGUUGAGAAGAUUAUAGAUCAAGCUGCUGAUUCUUAUUCUCCUCACCCACUCAUAAAUGAGCAAAAGAAGUUACCUGUCAUUGCUGAGACGAAUUAUGUCUCACUCACCCAAGACAGAAAAUUCAUAGACAUUCUUAGUGGUGGAUUGACAUAUGAAUCCCUAAAACCCCUGGGAUUUUCCUCAUGGGAAGAUAUACUAGAAAAUAAUGGUGAAAGUCAACACAUGCCUUUUCAGCCUUUAUUUCCUGAAAUGCAACCUGAUAACAUGGCAGUCAAUAGCAACUUUUGUCAAGGAUAUGACAUAAUGGUGCCACAUUUGACCACCAGCAUUGCUAAGCUGCAUGACAAUGGAAGUCUCAUACAGGCUGAAGGAAGUUGGCAGGGAUAUAGUGUUGAUUCUUUACGUGUGUCCAGUUGGCCUAUAGACAAUGUCCAUUCAAGCUCAACAUGUGAGGUUAGUUGUAGCAACUGUGAGCAUGAAGUUAAUGAAGUUGAUAUUCAGAAAUCCUUGCAACAGUCUCUUCUCCAUCAACACAAACAAGACAAGGUUCUCAUGCUAAAUGAUCCUCAAGAGAUAAUGCUUGAUUAUCUAAAAUCAGACUUUGAGGCCAGUAGAACCCUGGAUGGAAUAGAAGACCCACGUUUCACUUUUAAAAGGACUCAGUUAGAUGGAUCCCCAGCAGAAGAGGGUCUGAAGAAGCUUGACAGUUUCAACCAAUGGAUGAGCAAAGAGCUUGGAGAUGUGGAAGAAUCAAAUAAACCAUCUACAUCUGGUGCUUAUUGGGAUACAGUUGAAAGUGAAAGUGAGGUUGGCAGCACAACUAUUCCUUCCCAAGGGCACCUGGACACCUAUGUAUUGGAUCCAUCUGUUUCCAAUGAGCAGCUUUUUAGCAUUAUUGAUUAUUCACCAAGCUGGGCAUUUGAAGGGUCAGAAGUUAAGAUUAUAAUUUCUGGACGAUUCUUAAGAAGCCAACAAGAAGCAGAACAAUGUAAAUGGUCAUGCAUGUUUGGUGAGGUAGAAGUGCCAGCAGUGAUACUUGCAAAAGAUGUUCUUUGCUGUCAUACUCCUCAACACAAGGCUGGGAGGGUACCUUUCUAUGUAACUUGUUCCAAUAGGUUAGCAUGCAGUGAAGUGCGAGAAUUUGAUUUCCAGGUCAACUGUACUCAAGAAGUCAACACUGCAGGUGAGGAUAGAGCCAGCAUUUUCCAUACUCUUAGUAGACGAUUUGGAGAACUGUUGUCCCUGGGGCAUGCCGUUCCUCAGAAUUCAGAUUCAAUCAGCGGAAAUGAGAAAUCUCAACUGAGAAGUAAAAUCAGUUCUUUGCUAAGAGGGGAGGAUGAUGUUUGGGACAAGCUACUGGAACUUACUCAAGAGAACGAAUUUUCUACAGAAGAUUUACAGGAGCAGCUGCUUCAAAAUCUUCUAAAAGAUAAGUUGCACGCAUGGCUCCUUCAGAAAAUUACAGACGAUGGAAAAGGCCCCAAUGUAUUGGAUGAGGGUGGCCAAGGUGUGCUUCAUUUUGCUGCUGCUCUUGGCUACGAUUGGGCACUAGAACCCACACUAGUUGCUGGUGUGAAUGUGAACUUUCGUGACAUAAAUGGAUGGACUGCUCUUCAUUGGGCAGCAUUUUAUGGCAGGGAGCGCACGGUUGCUUUCCUCAUAUCUCUUGGCGCAGCACCUGGAUUACUGACUGACCCGUGUCCAGAACAUCCUUCUGGUAGAACACCGGCUGAUCUAGCUUCUACAAAUGGGCAUAAAGGAAUUGCAGGGUAUCUCGCAGAAUCUUCACUGAGUGCACAGCUCACUACUCUUGAUUUGAACAAGGAUGUGGGAGAAAAUUCUGGAAACAAAGUGGUCCAAAGAAUCCAAAACACUGGCCCAGUUAAUGAUCUUGACGGUCUAUCAUAUGAACAGUCACUGAAAGAUUCAUUAGCUGCAGUGUGCAAUGCCACCCAAGCUGCGGCUCGUAUUCAUCAAGUUUUCAGAAUGCAAUCGUUCCAGAGAAAGCAGCUGAAGGAAUUUGGCGAUGACAAAUUUGGAAUAUCUGACGAACGUGCUCUUUCACUUGUAAAAAAGAAUGGGAAAUCACACAAGUCUGGAUCACGCGAUGAGCCGGUCCAUGCUGCUGCAAUACGUAUCCAGAACAAAUUCCGCGGUUGGAAGGGCAGAAAAGAUUUUUUGAUGAUUCGACAACGUAUAGUAAAAAUUCAGGCUCACGUGAGAGGACACCAGGUUAGGAAAAAUUGUGGGAAGAUAAUUUGGACUGUUGGGAUAUUGGAGAAAGUUAUUUUGCGUUGGCGUCGAAAAGGUAGUGGUUUGAGAGGAUUUAAAGCAGAGGCCAAUUCUGAAGUAACUAUGAUAGAAGAUGUAACAUCCUCUGAGGAUGACUAUGAUGUCUUAAAAGAAGGCAGGAAGCAAACAGAGCAAAGAUUGCAGAAAGCUCUGGCCAGGGUGAAGUCAAUGAUUCAGUAUCCAGAGGCAAGGGACCAAUACCAUAGGGUCUUGAAUGUGGUAACUCAGAUCCAAGAAAAUCAGGUAAAUCAUGAUAGCAGUUGUAACAAUUCAGAAGAAAUAAGAGACUUCAAUAACCUCACUGAUCUUGAAGCACUGUUGGACGAAGAUAUUUUCAUGCCUACAGCAACUUAGAAGUUAGAUUUCAUCGUCACUUUUGUGGCUUAUAAUUUAACAGCACACUCAGGUCAUGAACCGUCUUAUGUUGAUCGUUAUAGUAAUAUUAAUUUUAAUUCUUUUUAAACUA
This is a messenger RNA of Vigna radiata var. radiata (mung bean), 3845 nucleotides long. RefSeq names its product calmodulin-binding transcription activator 3. Gene Ontology annotation, molecular function: transcription coregulator activity; protein binding; double-stranded DNA binding. The record is from RefSeq and is a predicted model, not a curated record. Lineage: Eukaryota; Viridiplantae; Streptophyta; Magnoliopsida; Fabales; Fabaceae. Gene Ontology annotation, biological process: regulation of transcription by RNA polymerase II. Bases 416 to 3733 code for a protein of 1105 amino acids. The transcript is spliced from 13 exons. Gene Ontology annotation, cellular component: nucleus.